This is a messenger RNA of Penicillium cataractarum, 1008 nucleotides long. RefSeq lists its product as uncharacterized. Gene Ontology annotation, biological process: reciprocal meiotic recombination; DNA repair; meiotic DNA recombinase assembly. Lineage: Eukaryota; Fungi; Ascomycota; Eurotiomycetes; Eurotiales; Aspergillaceae. Bases 1 to 1008 code for a protein of 335 amino acids. Gene Ontology annotation, molecular function: ATP binding; ATP hydrolysis activity; crossover junction DNA endonuclease activity. The record is from RefSeq and is a predicted model, not a curated record. Gene Ontology annotation, cellular component: replication fork; Rad51B-Rad51C-Rad51D-XRCC2 complex; Rad51C-XRCC3 complex. The transcript is spliced from 4 exons.
AUGAGCAUCAACAAGGACCUGCUCGGCCUCGACAGCCUCGACACGCUCCCCGUGAUCUCCAUAUCCGCCUCACAGUCUUUAAACGCGUCGGCUGCGUUUAGAGAGCCGAUAUCCACAGGGCUUGCGCGUCUGGACGAGGCAUUAGAUGACUCGCCUGCCGACCAACGCCGAUCUGGUGGGAUACUCCGUGGCCAGGUCACCGAGGUCUUUGGGCCACCGGGAGUAGGGAAAACAUCCUUAGCACUAGGCGUCGCAUCGAAUGCACUCCGCGAUGGCGGAAAAGUCAUCUGGAUCGAUACUGGCUCACCAAUCCCAACAUCCCGACUCAAAUCCAUGACCCCAGAUCUAGACAAUCUAACCUACUUCCGGGCCCCAACACUACCACACCUCCUCGCCCUUCUCACCCGCCCACCAAAAGGCUUCCCACCUGAGGAAACAAGUCUCCUAGUUAUCGACUCCAUCUCCUCCCUCUUCCCAGGUUAUUUCCUCAGCGCGGCAGAACUAAAAGACCGACUCGCACAAGGCAAAAUCACCGACAAAGCCCAGCUACAGUGGUUACUAAACCGCAAAUGGAACGUCAUCAGCGACGUAGCCACGCAUCUAUCGCGUCUGGCGGCGCGGAAUAUCGCCAUCCUAGCAUUGAACCAGACACAUACUAAGAUCAAGGGCCAGCCACGCGCGACACUACAUCCCGUCGUUGCGGGUGGUACGUGGGAGACGAAUGUUCAGACGAGGAUUGUUCUGUAUCGAGAUUUACCUGAUAUGCGGUUUGCGGAGAUUACGAAGAGAGCGGGGAGGACUUUGCCUGUGCGGUUGAAUGAGCUGAUUGUUCCGUUUUGUAUUGGGGAGAAUGGUCUUCAUGAAGUGGAAGAACCGAAGAUUCCUGAAAUUCUUGAACCGACGCCUAGUCGGAAACGGAAAGCCGAGAAUGAAGUUGCGGAUAGUCAAGAUGAAGAUUCGGAGGAAGAGUAUGAAUGGAUGGGCGAGGCCUUGCUGGAUGAUAGUUGA